Capsicum annuum is the source of this 2116-nucleotide messenger RNA. RefSeq lists its product as uncharacterized. NCBI's taxonomy places the organism in Eukaryota, Viridiplantae, Streptophyta, Magnoliopsida, Solanales, Solanaceae. Gene Ontology annotation, molecular function: lipid binding. The transcript has 6 exons. The record is from RefSeq and is a predicted model, not a curated record. Bases 594 to 1844 code for a protein of 416 amino acids.
ACAAACUACUUAAUAAACUUAUAUAUAUAACCACCACCACUUGUUUGGGUGUGUCAAUUAAAUCGCGUCCUCUGUUUUUACAAAAAAAAAUAAAAUAGAACACCUAAAAUUCAUUUUUAUAUAUUUCCCACAACCACAAGCAACAGACGCAAUUGUAGAGUGAGCUGGAUUAUUAUUAUUCCCUGGUGGUGGUGAGGCUUCGAAACCGAAGCUAAAAUCAAGAAGCAAUAAAGGUUAAGGUAAGGGCGUGAAGUGAAAUGAAAGAGGGCCUACCAGCAAUCGACUGACACCUCUCUCUACCGCUACAUCCUUAUCUUUUUUUUCCCUAAAUCUAUUCCUUCAUCUUCUAUCCUCCCCUUAUCCUUUCUUUUUUUUUUUUUUUUUUUUUAAAAAAAAUCUUCCAUUUAAUAUUAGCUCUUCUUGUUAUCUUUCUUUCCUCUUCCUUUGCAACUAGCUGCUAUCUUUAGGGUUGUUUUUCUCUUUUUAUCUUCUUCUUCUUCUUCUUUUUUUUUUUUUUUGAGAAACCCUCGAGUCGUCGGCGUGGUCAAAGGUAGUACCUUUUUAACGAUUGAAUCGGGGGCUUGUAUCUUAUUAUGGCUUUGGUAGCGGCUUUGCUUGAUAUUUUACAAAGACCAAGUAUGGGAGAGGUAAUAUUUGAGCUGUGUAUGUUUAUGGCUCCCGUCUGGAUUGCUGUUGUUGUUGGGGUGUUGGUUGGAUGGGCAUGGAAGCCCAAGUGGGCUAAUCUUGCCAUUGAUUCUCUACCUCCAACUCCAAUACAUUUCCCUUCUUCCUCUACCUCUGGGUUUCCUUCAAUUUCCACACUCAAAUUUCAAGUUCCCAGCAGCGUUUCUUGGAUCAAGGAAAGUCAAUCCUCGACCUCCAUACCAUGUUCUACCUCCAGCUCAUUGCAGCCGACGGAAGGAGAAAAAUCAGUAGUAACAGAUGCAGACCUUCUUUACCUAGACGGAUUGGUUGAAGAGCAAGAUGGAGGACCUGCUUGGAUUCAGAUGAUGGACCGUUCUACCCCUAAUAUGUCCUAUCAAGCUUGGCGUAGAGAUCCUCAGACUGGACCUCCGCAAUAUCGUAGCAGAACUGUAUAUGAGGAUGCCACUCCAGAAAUGUUGAGGGAUUUCUUCUGGGAUGAUGAAUUUCGAUUGAAAUGGGAUGACAUGCUUGUACAUGCUGAAACAUUGGAACAGUGUCCUACCACUGGAACCAUGGUGGUUCAGUGGGUGCGUAAGUUUCCCUUCUUUUGCAGUGAUAGAGAGUACAUUAUAGGCCGUCGAAUUUGGGAGUCAGGGCAGACUUACUAUUGCGUCACUAAGGGUGUACCAUGCUCCUCUGUGCCCCGUCGCAAUAAACCAAGGCGUGUUGAUCUGUACUAUUCAAGCUGGUGCAUUCGCGCAGCUGAAUCCAAGAGAGAUGGUCAGAUGACUGCCUGUGAAGUGUUGCUAUUUCAUUAUGAAGACAUGGGUAUACCUUGGGAAAUUGCAAAACUUGGGGUAAGGCAAGGUAUGUGGGGUGCUGUGGGGAAGAUUGACCUUGGUUUUCGUGCAUACCAGAAACAGAGAGCGUCUGGAGACCCAAUUUCACGAUGUGCAUUCAUGGCGCAAAUCAACACCAAAGUUGAUAUUGAGAAUCUCAGAUCAAUGGGGAACAGAACCAGUCCGUCUGUGAUUGAGCCUGAGGAUUCACCUGAGAAGCCUGCAGGGAGGAACAUAUCGAAGUUCUUAGUUGUUGGUGGGGCAAUUGCCCUUGCUUGUAGUCUUGAUCGUGGACUCCUUACAAAAGCGGUUAUAUUUGGAGUUGCUAGAAGGUUUGCAGGGAUUGGGAAAAGGUUGUGAAACUGCUCUAGUAUGUUUGAGGCAUUUUAUAUAAGCAUCAUUUGACCCAUAAGAGAGCAUACUUUGGCGGCAAGGUAGCCACCGCGAAGAGUUAGGCAACCUAGAUCCUCCACUGUGAAGAGCCGUGUGAGUUAUAUUCUGCUGUCUUCUGUCGAGCUGCAUGGCAGCCACUGUUCAGGAGAAUCCAGAUGAUACGAUACAUGUAUUCUUUGAAAUUCUGGUGUCACUGAAUAUCUCUUGCUUCAAAUAAAAAAGCAAAGCUGAUUCUUUUA